CAUCUUCAACUACUAACAUCCCACGAGUACACAAACCACACCUAUUACUUCAACAACAUUGCCUACAACUUCAGAAAGUACAACAGCAGGGUCCACAACUACAGCCUCAUCAUCCACAUCUACGACAACAAACAAUCCAACAAUAUCAGCAGCUGUAACUUCAGAAUCCAAAACCCUUACCUCAACAACUAUGCUUACAUCUUCAGAAACCACUGCACCUGUAACAACAUUGGUAACUACAGCAUCUUCAACUACAGAAAUUCCCACCACCAAAACCAAUUUCCACUAGUUAAACCAAUAACAUCAAGUCCAAACACAAAUACGUCAACAUCACCAGCAUCUACAAUUCCAGGUCACACAUCCAUAAAAACAAUACCAGCUGAAACUCUUACUAGCAAUACUACACCUCUGAACAAUACAACAAAAGCAGAUGCAACACUUCAAAGUACUUCAAGUUUGCAACCAGAAACUUCAAACAUACUCAAAACAUUUCCAACAAAUGUGUCCGGUGCAGCAACAGUCACAACCAGAUUGACAUUCUCAUCCUUGUCAUCCCUGCCCACUGAAACUUUGGUCCUAGGUGCUGUUAGUAAUCUUCUUAAAUCAAGAGAAUCCCAGCUCAAUGAAUCACUGAAGAUUUCCAAUUUUACCUAUCAGAAAAUAUCUGAAACUUCUUAUGCUGUCAUUUUGAAUAUUAUGUUGAAUAAUAUCAGCAUGCCUGAGGAUCCUCAGCUAAGAAACAGCAGUUAUGUGCAAGUGCAGUAUGUUGUCAAUAAUGCGCUGAACACACUAUUGAAUGAACCUGGCAAGCAGGUUUUUGAACCCAAGUCCUCAAACUUCACGAGCACUCCAAACCAGAUUGAUGGCAUGAUGGACUACAGCUUCCAGGAUGGAGAUACCAUACAACCAGUCAGCUUCCUAAAAGAGCUACUUCUGACAACCACGACAGUGCUUCCACAAACAACAAUCAGUUUUUCCAUGACUCCUUCAAACUCCAUAUCUGGUUCAGCAGUGGUCACAAGCAAGCUGGUGUUCAACUCCUCAUCUCCAGUCCCCAGUGAAGCUCUGGUCCUCAGCGCUAUCAACACUCUCCGUAAUUCCAGAGAGUCACAGCUGAAUGAAUCAGUGAAGGUGGUGAAUGCCAGCUAUGAGAAAAUCUCAGAAACCUCCUAUGCUGUGGUCUUUACAUUUAAACUGGUUAACAUCAGCAUUACAGAGGACCCUGUUCUCACAAACAAUACCUACCCGCAAGUGCAGGAUGUCGUCAAUAAAGCGCUGAACACUCUUCUGAAUGAACCUGGCCAGCAAGUUUUUAAACCAAACUCCUUCAACUUCACGAGCACUCCAAACCAGAUUGAUGGCAGGAUGGACUACAGCUUCCAGGAUGGAGAUACCAUACAACCAGUCAGCUUCCUAAAAGAGCUACUUCUGACAACCACAACAACAGUGCUUCCACAAACAACUACCGGUUUCUCUGUGACACCUCCAAACCUAGUAUCUGGUUCAGCAGUGGUCACAAGCAAGCUGGUGUUCAACUCCUCAUCUCCAGUCCCCAGUGAAGCUCUGGUCCUCAGCGCUAUCAACACUCUCCGUAAUUCCAGAGAGUCACAGCUGAAUGAAUCAGUGAAGGUGGUGAAUGCCAGCUAUGAGAAAAUCUCAGAAACCUCCUAUGCUGUGGUCUUUACAUUUAAACUGGUUAACAUCAGCAUGCCAGAGGACCCUGCUCUCAGAAACAAUACCUACCCGCAAGUGCAGGAUGUCAUCAAUAAAGCGCUGAACACUCUUCUGAAUGAACCUGGCCAGCAAGUUUUCAAACCAAACUCCUUCAACUUCACGAGCACUCCAAACCAGAUUGAUGGCAGGAUGGACUACAGCUUCCAGGAUGGAGAUACCAUACAACCAGUCAGCUUCCUAAAAGAGCUACUUCUGACAACCACAACAACAGUGCUUCCACAAACAACAAUCAGUUUUUCCAUGACUCCUUCAAACUCCAUAUCUGGUUCAGCAGUGGUCACAAGCAAGCUGGUGUUCAACUCCUCAUCUCCAGUCCCCAGUGAAGCUCUGGUCCUCAGCGCUAUCAACACUCUCCGUAAUUCCAGAGAGUCACAGCUGAAUGAAUCAGUGAAGGUGGUGAAUGCCAGCUAUGAGAAAAUCUCAGAAACCUCCUAUGCUGUGGUCUUUACAUUUAAACUGGUUAACAUCAGCAUUACAGAGGACCCUGUUCUCACAAACAAUACCUACCCGCAAGUGCAGGAUGUCGUCAAUAAAGCGCUGAACACUCUUCUGAAUGAACCUGGCCAGCAAGUUUUUAAACCAAACUCCUUCAACUUCACGAGCACUCCAAACCAGAUUGAAGGCAGGAUGGACUACAGCUUCCAGGAUGGAGAUACCAUACAACCAGUCAGCUUCCUAAAAGAGCUACUUCUGACAACCACAACAACAGUGCUUCCACAAACAACUACCGGUUUCUCUGUGACACCUCCAAACCUAGUAUCUGGUUCAGCAGUGGUCACAAGCAAGCUGGUGUUCAACUCCUCAUCUCCAGUCCCCAGUGAAGCUCUGGUCCUCAGCGCUAUCAACACUCUCCGUAAUUCCAGAGAGUCACAGCUGAAUGAAUCAGUGAAGGUGGUGAAUGCCAGCUAUGAGAAAAUCUCAGAAACCUCCUAUGCUGUGGUCUUUACAUUUAAACUGGUUAACAUCAGCAUGCCAGAGGACCCUGCUCUCAGAAACAAUACCUACCCGCAAGUGCAGGAUGUCAUCAAUAAAGCGCUGAACACUCUUCUGAAUGAACCUGGCCAGCAAGUUUUUAAACCAAACUCCUUCAACUUCACGAGCACUCCAAACCAGAUUGAUGGCAGGAUGGACUACAGCUUCCAGGAUGGAGAUACCAUACAACCAGUCAGCUUCCUAAAAGAGCUACUUCUGACAACCACUACAACAUUGCUUCCACAAACAACAAUCAGUUUUUCCAUGACUCCUUCAAACUCCAUAUCUGGUUCAGCAGUGGUCACAAGCAAGCUGGUGUUCAACUCCUCAUCUCCAGUCCCCAGUGAAGCUCUGGUCCUCAGCGCUAUCAACACUCUCCGUAAUUCCAGAGAGUCACAGCUGAAUGAAUCAGUGAAGGUGGUGAAUGCCAGCUAUGAGAAAAUCUCAGAAACCUCCUAUGCUGUGGUCUUUACAUUUAAACUGGUUAACAUCAGCAUUACAGAGGACCCUGUUCUCACAAACAAUACCUACCCGCAAGUGCAGGAUGUCGUCAAUAAAGCGCUGAACACUCUUCUGAAUGAACCUGGCCAGCAAGUUUUUAAACCAAACUCCUUCAACUUCACGAGCACUCCAAACCAGAUUGAAGGCAGGAUGGACUACAGCUUCCAGGAUGGAGAUACCAUACAACCAGUCAGCUUCCUAAAAGAGCUACUUCUGACAACCACUACAACAGUGCUUCCACAAACAACUACCGGUUUCUCUGUGACCCCUUCAAACCUAGUAUCUGGUUCAGCAGUGGUCACAAGCAAGCUGGUGUUCAACUCCUCAUCUCCAGUCCCCAGUGAAGCUCUGGUCCUCAGCGCUAUCAACACUCUCCGUAAUUCCAGAGAGUCACAGCUGAAUGAAUCAGUGAAGGUGGUGAAUGCCAGCUAUGAGAAAAUCUCAGAAACCUCCUAUGCUGUGGUCUUUACAUUUAAACUGGUUAACAUCAGCAUGCCAGAGGACCCUGCUCUCAGAAACAAUACCUACCCGCAAGUGCAGGAUGUUGUCAAUAAAGCGCUGAACACUCUUCUGAAUGAACCUGGCCAGCAAGUUUUCAAACCAAACUCCUUCAACUUCACGAGCACUCCAAACCAGAUUGAUGGCAGGAUGGACUACAGCUUCCAGGAUGGAGAUACCAUACAACCAGUCAGCUUCCUAAAAGAGCUACUUCUGACAACCACUACAACAGUGCUUCCACAAACAACUACCGGUUUCUCUGUGACACCUCCAAACCUAGUAUCUGGUUCAGCAGUGGUCACAAGCAAGCUGGUGUUCAACUCCUCAUCUCCAGUGCCCAGUGAAGCUCUGGUCCUCAGCGCUAUCAACACUCUCCGUAAUUCCAGAGAGUCACAGCUGAAUGAAUCAGUGAAGGUGGUGAAUGUCAGCUAUGAGAAAAUCACAGCAACCUCAUAUGCUGUCAUCUUUAAGCUUAAUUUGAGUAAUAUCAGCAUGUCAAAAGAUCCUGAGCUAAGAAAUGGCACAUACCUACAUGCUCAGGGUGUCGCCAAUAAUGCGCUGAACUAUCUUCUGAAUGAACCUGGCAGAACAACUUUAAAUCCCAAGUCGGCCAACUUCAUAAGCACAUCGAACCAGAUUGAAGGCAGCAUUGUCUACAGCUUCCAGGAUGGAGAUGCUAUACAACCAGUCAGCUUCCUAAAUGAGCUUCGUUCACUGACAGUCUCAACAACAACCAGUACUCUGACAACUACUCCACAGAUAGUGCUUGGCAGAGCACUUAUAUUCAUUCGCCUCGUGUUUGUCACACUGGGCCCCCUGCCAAAUCCAGAUAAGGUUCUUGAGGUGGCCAACACUCUGCUGAAAACACGUAUCACAACUAAGCAAGACCCCACAACACAAGACCUGAGUGAUCCUGUGAGCUUUGUCAAUGUCACUUAUACAAAAAUAAAUGAGACAGCCUAUGCUCUCAACUUUGGAUUUGAAAUCAGCAAUAUAACCAUGAAUGAGAAACUUGAACUCAGGAAUGGUACCCACCUGUUAAUACAAGACUCUGUAAACACAUUGCUGAGCAAGAUCCUCCUCAGUAACUCCUCAGCUCCUGUCAUUAAGUUCAAUGCAGCUGAUUUCACGGGUAAUUCCACUGUGAUUCAGGCCAAAGUAGAGUAUGUUUUCUCACCAAGUGACAUCACGCAACCCAGCGUCUUUGUUCAGGAACUUCUUCAACUCAAUGAAGCGACCACUCAGACAACAACUUCACCACCAAUCUUGAGUAGGAGGGCAAUCAUUAGGAUUCGUCUCGAGUUUAUCACACUGGGCCCAAGACCAAGUGAGAAUAGUGUUCUAGAUGUGGUUAAAUCAGUAGUGGCCACAAAUCUCACAUCUACAUUAAGUGCCAAAACAGUGAGCGUGAGUGAACCUGUGACCUUGGCAAAUGUCAACUAUUUGGGAAUUAAUGACACUGCCUACGCACUCAUCUUUGCUUUUGAAAUCAGCAAAGUAUCACUGACAGAGUCAAAAAGGAAUGAAACCUAUCAAGAAAUCCAAAAGAAGAUAAAUAACUUGGUGAUCCAGAUCCUAAAGGACCCCUCAAUUAAUCUACUCAUUCCAGCCAAUUUCAAGGAUGAUUCCACCAUGAUUGAGGCCAAUGUUACGUAUGUUUUCUCACAACGUGAAAGCAACACGGCUGCCGGUUUCUUGGUCGGUACCCUAUUCACGGUUUUUACCACACCAGUUCCAACCACCAUAAACACUACAAUCUCAAACAACGCUACAAACGUAGCAUGGAUUGUGGCUAUCAUUGUCCCCUGCGCUAUUAUCAUCGGCCUCGUACCUUGCUGGAUUCUUCUUUGCUGUUUGCUGUGUGGUUGCUGUGCAGCAAUCAGGAGACGCUGGCACAGAAGAAGGUCGUACAAUGUACAGUACACAACCCGAAACAGCCUCUUCUAGAGAGUUCAGAGAUAUUUGACAAAACAGGACUGAACACCAAUGAAAACAUAAAAAUCAUGGAUUUUGGAUAUUCAGUAUGCAAUUCAAUGCUGCCUAAUUAGUAAUGAAAGUACUAUGUUAAUGCUUAUUUUAAAAAUUAUUUAUUGUAUUAUUCUUGUAUUGCUAGACAAACAGAUUCUCUAUAAAAUGUUCAUAAAUGUGAUAUUUUAAUUCUUCCUAUUGCGUAUAAUAAUAUUGUGUUGCUAUUAUUUAUUUGUAUUUAUUGUGAUAGUCUGUUUACAUUAGUCUGCUUGACAUAACACAGUUUCAGUUAAAGGGACAAAGGUAGAGCUUUGGAAAUACAGCUAUUAUUUAUUCAUGCUCUAUGCACUUUAUAAUGUUAAGUAAAGGCAAAGCAAGCUCAUGAUGUAAAGAAAUUGUAAAGCAGAUUUGUGCAAUGUAUGGAUAUGUUAAACUGCAAAAAUGUAAUAAAAUAAUAAAGAAUGCAGAACAAUUA
This is a messenger RNA of Carassius auratus (goldfish), 6148 nucleotides long. RefSeq lists its product as uncharacterized. The transcript has 44 exons. NCBI's taxonomy places the organism in Eukaryota, Metazoa, Chordata, Actinopteri, Cypriniformes, Cyprinidae. The annotation marks the transcript as partial. The record is from RefSeq and is a predicted model, not a curated record.